AAUACGGACCUAUGGGUUGAUUUUACCUAAGGAUCCACAAAGAGUGGCUCACACUGCUACUUAUACAACAGUCGCCGCACCCCCAUUCAAAUUACAUGAAACCUCUUUUCUUUCCUCCCCCUUCUAUUCAAACGUCAUGGAGGGAGAUUCUCAACACGCCGAGACAUCAGCAACAGGUGCUAAACGCCAACGAUUGAGCUCAGAUGCUAGAAAGCUCCUAAAAGAUUUCGCCGAGCAUGUCUCAUUGCAUCCUGAUUCAUACCAAAGACAACACUUGCUUGACCAGGUGCGACGCUUGCACGGAUGUGGACAGACCGAUGCCAAACAUAUAAACUCGUGGUUUGCACGCUACCGCGCUUCCGUGAGGAAGAAAUCAACGCAAGAUGACGACAAUAUCCUGUUUCCGGAUUUCACGUCAGAGCAACUCGAUGUACUAAGGCCGUUGAUGCGAAACAAUCCGUUCCCCAAGAAAGAAAUGGUGGACAUCUGGUCUGUAUGCAUCAAGGCAGAACCCGAGCAAGUAAACAAGUGGGUCUCAUAUCAUCAAGCAAAGGCCGCGCCACCGACACUGCGAGGGACGUCGGAACAGUCUAUGAGUGUAUCGCCCACCGCACCACUUCCUCAUCUUCCUACACCUGCAAGGUCACUAUCACCUGCUCAUGCUCGCGGCAUGUCAUUACCAUUGAUUGCAACAAAGGAUGAACCUCCCCCCACCAGUCCUUUAUGGCCCACUCCCGCAACAUCUGUAUCACACACGAGCUCGCCGCAGCAUGCGACGGUGGGUUCAGACGUCCUUGAUGAACUCCACCCGCCUUUUACGCGAAGGCCUUCUUUAAAUGGUCCCCCACCUCUGCGUGGUGUUCCUGCAACGAUAUUAUCUCCAGCAAAGCAAUUGGCAAAAGACAUAAAUGAUAGCAUAACAUCACAUCGUCCAGGCUCAACACGCAAGCCCUCUACACAUGCAGAGUUCAAUGAUAUGUUCAAGCCGUACGAAAAGAUAAUGACGCAGUUUAUUCACGAUGUUGAGAGCGGAAAGUUGCAACAUUUGGGUUGGGAGCCUGGUGAGUUGAUGAUUUACUGACUUUCAAGUUGUUGAAGUGAUAUGCCAUCAGGUUUGCGCAAAGCAACAUGAAUGUAUCAUCCUGAUUGAAUCCAUUGGAACCACUUGUAUCAUUAUCUCUACUGAGUGCUCGCAUGCCUCGUGCAACCAUUUUGCUGUCCUUGUCAUUUAUGUCAAUAUGACAUACGGAGUAGCAUGUGAAUCUGUUUGGUUCAGCACACUAGUAUCAUAUUGAUAGUAUAAUAAUGAAGCACUGGUGGUGAUACGGUCUAGGUCUCACUGAGGCCGCCCUGAUGAUGUGUACUAGUAGGAGCGUCACUGACCAAGUCAGAUGCGGCUAACACGCUGAUAGUAUAAACAAGGAUGUGACUAUAUCCAUAUCCUCGCUUUUCUCUUUGGCUGUGACAAGCACUGAAGACCAAAACCUCAGAUCUGGCGUGUGCCGCAUGCGUGCUCUCUUCAAACAAACUUGCAACGCACAUCCAUUCCGCGCUCCGUCGCAGUCUCGGCAUGA
Molecule: messenger RNA, 1574 nt
Organism: Suillus bovinus
Lineage: Eukaryota; Fungi; Basidiomycota; Agaricomycetes; Boletales; Suillaceae
Exons: 4
Coding region: 137-1081 (314 amino acids)
Source: RefSeq, a predicted model, not a curated record